Messenger RNA from Pomacea canaliculata, 1837 nucleotides. RefSeq names its product carbohydrate sulfotransferase 15-like. Lineage: Eukaryota; Metazoa; Mollusca; Gastropoda; Architaenioglossa; Ampullariidae. The transcript has 8 exons. Gene Ontology annotation, biological process: hexose biosynthetic process. Bases 134 to 1360 code for a protein of 408 amino acids. Gene Ontology annotation, molecular function: N-acetylgalactosamine 4-sulfate 6-O-sulfotransferase activity. The record is from RefSeq and is a predicted model, not a curated record.
CUAGCACACAACACUGUAGAAGUUGAUAAUCUCAUCUUACUGAAUCAGACGAGGAGAGUCCCUUCUUUGCCAACAUAUUCUCCCCCACCCCACCCCACCCCGUCCGCUCACACACCUCUUCCCCCUCCCUCUCAUGGCACCUGUCUGUGGGUCCUACACUCGUCAUCUCUUCAUCAUCCUGGUGACCUCCGUCAUCUGCUUCCUCUUCCUACACUUCUACAUUCGGUACAACGAUCAAGGGCUGCUGGACAGUGUCAUCCCCAUGCAGGACCAGCAGUUCUCGGUGUCUCACUUCUUCAACGUCAACGACAGGUUGACAUGCGUGGACCCCAGAAGUGAACGAGGCGUUGAAGACACACUCUGUGUGCAACGGCCCCAAUACCUUCCCAGCUAUAAAAAUCCAUGUUGGUUGGACUCGGGGCCCUAUAAUGGUCUUAAACGGCUGCGCUGUCUGCCUUACUUCCACGUGCUGGGUGUGGACAAGAGUGGUUCCACGGACCUCUUCUCUCGUAUAACCCAGCAUCCUCAGGUCCUGGCCAACAGCGGGGGACUGGGCAAAGAGACAUACUACUGGUGUUGGCUGAAAUACGGACAGUGGAUGAAAGGAGUGGUGCGCCCACAGCCUUUCGUACGAUACUUGCGGUAUUUCGACGAAGCUGCUGCCACCAUCUAUCAUGGCUUUCAUACUAAUGGCAGUGAACUAAUCACAGGAGACGGAACUCCGAUGGAUUUCUGGGAUUUUAGAGCAUGGACGUUAAUUCCUCAAAACAAAGGACUUACAGAGCCGGCUAUACUGACUCCACAUCUGAUGCGGCAUUUGUACAGGGAUCCCAAGUUCAUCAUCAUCCUCCGAAACCCAACAGAGAGACUUUAUUCAGAUUAUCUUUUCCUCGGCUACGGCUGGUCACCAGAGAAGUUCCGUGACGACGUUCCACGCGCCAUCGACAUGAUGCAGCGUUGUCUGAAGGUGAACAGCACUCGCCAGUGCGUUUUCAGCAACCAUACCUACGUGGAAAUGCCAAUGCGGCUACACAUCGGGAUGUACUCUGUGUUCAUGAAGGAAUGGCUGGCCGUGUUUCCGCGCUCCAGUUUCCACAUACUGAGAACGGAGGACUUCGCGCAGAACAUGACGCUCCACUUGCGCCUCAUCUACAAGUUCCUCGGCCUGGAGCCACUGACAGACCAGCAGAUAGAGAAGAUUGCAAGCAUGACCAGAAAGCACGAAACAGAGAUCAAGAAAGAGGUGGAGGACAUGUAUCCUGAGACGCGAGCGCAGCUAGACCAGUUUUACGCCGGGUACAAGGAGGAACUGGCCACCAUGUUAGACGACCGUUCAUUUUUAUGGCACCGGCUGCCCUAGCAUAUACUUUACAAGAGAGGUGCUGUAACAAAUCUCUUUGUGAGUGUAUGUACAAAAGGUAGUAUUUGGCGAUCAGGCUUGCCUGGAGAGAGGAGUCAUGGAUGUAAAGAUACAGGAUAAAAAUACAUGUACUGAGCGAGAACCGGCCUGCUGCUCAUAAGGAAGAAUUAUAAAUAUAAGCAAAAAUACGAACAGUUCACAUGGCUCUUGAGAUGAUAAAUGAGCCUUAGCACCAGCACUUGGCCAGUUAUUUAAAUUAUAGAAAUAAGCAGAAAUUCUUAGUCCCUUGCCAGUGCAAUGUGGUAAUACAAUACGGUUGAUACAGAGCACGUGCAUAUAUUAUAGUGACGCGCGUGUCUCUGUGUGUGUGAGAGAGAGAGAAACGACAGAGUGCUGAAUCAAACUAUAAAAUGUGUCUGCCUUUUGCCAUUGGCCUUGUAGUCAGCUGGGUUAUCUUUUCCUCUGGUGUAGAAAUAU